Molecule: messenger RNA, 1300 nt
Organism: Paramacrobiotus metropolitanus
Lineage: Eukaryota; Metazoa; Tardigrada; Eutardigrada; Parachela; Macrobiotidae
Product: cyanocobalamin reductase / alkylcobalamin dealkylase-like
Exons: 4
Coding region: 98-1069 (323 amino acids)
Biological process (GO): cobalamin metabolic process
Cellular component (GO): cytoplasm
Molecular function (GO): FAD binding; cyanocobalamin reductase (cyanide-eliminating) (NADP+) activity; demethylase activity
Source: RefSeq, a predicted model, not a curated record
ACUUCCUAAUUUUUUUCGUCAGCGUGUUACACUGUUACGGUUUACUAUCUACAUAUCCACGAAGUCUAUCAAAGAUUAAGGAUCUCUUUAUGGAUGCAUGGUAAGAGAUUCAAAACUGUAUUUACUGGAAUCGGGGGAAACCAGAGACAGAAUGUUUCAUUUGUGCGGCGCCGAAAUGUUGAAGUUGAAAUCAACGGGGCUACAUGACACUGACGCACGAUCAGCUGGUCUUGGCACCCUUCGAUUAGACCAGCCGGGCAGUCGAUCCUCUCCCGUUAUCAGCAUCACUCCGAUAGCCGAACCAGAAUCUCCGUCCUCGUUAUCAGUUCAGGAACUCCGCAGCAUUCUCAUCCAGAUCAGUCGUAUUUUAGCGCCGCAAGGAUUUGAAAUCUAUCCGUACCUAGUAGGAUGGUAUAAUAAUGUUGUGGAGCCCCCGUUUUGUUUGCAAUAUGACAAAGAUACGGUUGCGGUUCUGGUUAUCAGCACGCCUUCCAUGUUCGAGCGCACAUUCAUUCCCUUCAUCUUAAACAACGAUCUGAAAGAUCUACGGGAUCCCAUUGAUUUGUGUGUUAUGAAAUGCUUUAGCCGACUUCGGAAGGGACUUGAUAAUUUGGAUAUGGACAUCAUUCAUGAUUUUGAACUCCAUCCAAAUCGACGACCAAAAAUUCUUGCCCAGACUGCUGCACAUGUGGCCGGUGCUGCAUAUUUGUACCAACCCAAACAUUAUCCCAGCGCAUCGAAAAAUCAAAAGAAGUUGAUGGGGGUAUGCAUGCAUCCAAAACUCGGAGGCUGGUUCGCAAUUCGCGGCUGCAUUAUUUUGAAAACAACUUUAUGCAGAGAUUUGCCCCGUCGUCCACCUGUUAACGUGAUACGAUCAGAUAUAGACGCACAAACUGCCAUUGAAUUGUUUAAUUUUCACUGGCGGGAUAGUCGCUUCCGGGAUGUGAUUCCGGUGGUGGAAAAGUAUUCCGAAGAUCAGCAGUUGUACUUUAACACUUCCCCUGGCAAACGCAAAGAACUGCUACCACUUUUAAAAGAAAAGUACAAGCAUUUGGAAACUGAAGAGUAACUGCAAUCUCAGCCGUCAGAUAAAAAAAUUUUGACAUAGUUGAUACGAGUCUAUGACAUGUCCAAGUCCAGGCAUGUACGCAGUAGUAUUGCGUUUGUUUAUGCAUUUAUUGUGGAGUUAUAUUAACAGUAAUAUACAAAAUAAUAAAGAUUUUGUGAAUUAACUUUUUAACUAAAGAAUUGGUCUUCACUCGGGGAACCUGGAAUAAAAGAAAAAUUCGAGGUGUACCAC